CCAGUGACUAUUUACUUCAGGGCACACCAACGAAUUCGGCAGUUCUGGAUGAUCGAUACUUUGAAGCAGAAACAACACAGUAUUACAGGAAGUGUGUCAAAACGUCAACCGAGUGAAGGGCGUGACUUGUUACUGACGUCACUGUUUGCGCGCCAAGAACAAAUAGUUAUCUGAGACGCUGUUACUUAAGUAAUGGAUAUGAAAUGAGCUCACAGUGCAGAGGUCAGGGCAACUGGAGAGGAAGAGGAGGUGGUGGUUUCCGAGGCUGGAGAGGAAGUGGAACGGGAGGUUCUGGAAACUAUUCUGGAAGUUGGAGAGGCCGGCCUUGGAGAGGAAGAGGAGAUGGAGGAAGUGCACAGAGAGGAAACUGGAGAAAAGGCCAUGGAAGUUCUGAAGGUGAUUUUCCAUCUGCUUCACGACCUCGAAUGAUUCAGUCAACACUGGACCAGUAUGCCCCAUAUAAAGGGUGGAAACUUUAUUUUUCUGGAGUUUACAGUGAGAGUUCCCCACUUCUGGAGAAAGUCCAAGCCUUUGAAAAGUUUUUUAUGAGCCGGAUUGAACUGUAUGACAAGGAUGAAAUAGAAAGAAAAGGAAGUAUAUUAGUUGACUAUAAAGAACUUCUUCAAGAUGAAGGAUUAGCCGAGUCGAUUCCAAAUUUCAGUACUGAAUUGAAGGAUAUGCCAGAAAAAAUGUUGGCAUGUAUGGGUUUGGCAGUCCAUCAGGUUCUGACCAAAGACCUGGAGAGACAUGCAUUAGAACUUCAGGAGCAGGAAGGACUUCAAAGUGAAGAAGCACCAAUUGUGAAUGUACCUUGUAUCCAUGCAAGGAUCUACAACUAUGACCCACUAACCCCACUAAAGAACCUCAGGGCUAACUGCUAUGGCAAAUACGUUGCCUUACGUGGAACUGUUGUGCGUGUUGGUAACAUUAAGCCUCUUUGCAUCAAGAUGGCCUUUGUAUGUGUUGCCUGUGGUGAUAUCCAGAGCCUGCCACUUUCAGAUGGAAAAUACUCACUUCCAACCAAGUGUCAGCAGUCAGAUUGUCGUGGGAAACUGUUUACUCCAGACAGAAGCUCUCCUUUAACAGUUACUGUGGACUGGCAGUCUAUAAAGAUUCAAGAAUUGAUGUCUGAUGACCAGCGAGAAGCAGGAAGAAUCCCUCGAACAAUAGAAUGCGAACUAGCUCAAGACCUUGUAGAUAGCUGUGUGCCAGGAGAUAUGGUCACUGUCACUGGUAUUGUCAAGGUUUCCAGUACAGAGGAAGGGUCUGGCAAGAACAAAAAAGAUAAAUGCAUGUUCUUGUUGUACAUCGAAGGUAACUCAGUCAGUAACAGCAAAGGGCAGAAAGCAAAAGAUGCGGAUGGUACUGCAGGUCAUGGAGUGUCCUUGGAUUUUUCACUGAAGGAUCUUUAUGCAAUACAGGAGAUUCAAGCAGAAGAAAAUCUGUUCAAAUUAAUUGUCAACUCACUUUGCCCUGCUAUAUAUGGUCAUGAGCUUGUUAAAGCUGGCUUGGUUUUGGCAUUGUUUGGGGGAUGCCCAAAGUAUAUGGAUGACAAAAACCGAAUUCCAGUCAGGGGUGAUCCUCAUAUUUUGGUUGUUGGAGAUCCAGGAUUGGGGAAGAGUCAAAUGUUGCAGGCUGUAUGUAACAUAGCUCCACGUGGUGUGUACGUAUGUGGCAACACCUCUACUACCUCUGGUUUGACAGUGACCCUUUCAAGAGACAGCAGCUCUGGAGAUUUUGCGUUAGAAGCUGGUGCUCUGGUACUUGGAGAUCAAGGUAUUUGCUGCAUUGAUGAAUUUGAUAAGAUGGGGAACCAGCAUCAGGCUUUGCUGGAAGCUAUGGAGCAACAAAGCAUAAGUCUUGCCAAAGCCGGUAUUGUUUGCAGUCUGCCAGCACGAACAUCUAUAAUUGCUGCAGCAAAUCCAGUGGGCGGUCAUUACAACAAGGGCAGAACAGUGUCUGAAAAUCUGAAGAUGGGAAGUGCCUUGCUGUCCAGGUUUGACUUGGUGUUUAUUUUAUUGGACACACCAAAUGAAGAUCAUGACCACUUGCUUUCUGAGCAUGUGAUGGCAAUGCGUUCUGGGAAAAAGGGAAUGCUCAGCAGUGCCACAGUGACUCGAAAUAAUGCAGAAGAUCCCAAUACCUCCAUUCUUGAUGUGGUUUCAGACAAGCCUUUAUCAGAAAGGCUGAAGGCUGUUCGUGGAGAGCACAUUGAUGUUAUACCUCACCAGUUAUUGAGAAAAUAUGUAGGCUAUUCUCGCCAGUAUGUUCAUCCAAAGCUAUCCCCUGAGGCAGCAUCUGUGCUGCAGGAGUUCUAUUUAGAACUAAGGAAACAGAAUCAAGGUGCAGACAGUACUCCAAUCACAACAAGGCAGUUAGAAUCUCUUAUCCGACUUACAGAGGCAAGAGCAAGGCUGGAACUACGGGAAAAAGCAACAAAAAACGAUGCAGAAGAUGUUGUAGAGAUAAUGAAGCAUAGCAUGCUUGACACAUAUGCUGAUGAAUUUGGGAGACUUGAUUUUCAACGAUCACAGCAUGGUUCUGGAAUGAGCAACAGAUCCCAAGCUAAAAAAUUUAUUGCAGCACUGAACAGAGUAGCUGAACGGACAUACAACAAUCUGUUUGAAUAUCAGCAACUUCGACAGAUAGCAAAGGAGCUGCAAAUGCAGGUACCUGACUUUGAAGGCUUCAUUAGUUCUCUAAAUGACCAAGGCUAUCUUCUGAAGAAAGGACCUAAAAUGUAUCAGCUUCAGACAAUGUGAAAAAAAAAAAACAACUAAAGUUUCUCCUCAUGACACCUUUUCUGCUGACUUGGAGUUUUGUUUUACUACACAGGAACUUUAAGAUCGACAGAAAACCAUUUACUAAAAAGAAGAUAGUUAUAGACACUUGACCUUGAGAGCUGUAACAGUUUUUCAGCAAGUUUGUGAAGUGACACAUUAUUUUAUUAUAAAUAAAACAAAACAGGGAAGGACAUCUUAAAAAGCAAAAAAGCAAUGGUAUUCAAUGUCAGAAAGGAUGUAUUUUAGCAUGAACUGAGGAAAUACUUUAAAAGUGUUGUAUUCAAGUCUUAGAGAAAGUAAGAAGGCCAAAUUACAUGUUGUAUCAUCACAGCCAUUAAGUAUACAAGAAACUUUCUUAACUCACACAAGAGACAAAAUACUUUAAUUGCAUCAUGUUAUGCUUAUAGAAGACAUACUUGGGAAGCAAGUAGACAAAUGUGUGGCUGACUUCUCUGUUAUGGCCUGUUUCUUGGCUGAAAAGUGUUGAAGAAGAACCAUUUCAUUUAUUCAGUUAACUAAAUACAUUAAAUUAAAAAUAUAGUCAACUGUGGCAGGCUGAGGUCCAGUUUUCACAAUCCUCAUUGCUAAUACUGGCAGCUUCCAUUAUAGAAAUGGUAUAAUUUGAAAUAAGAUGAGCAAUAGGUCUUGAGUCUAGCUAGGGCAAGGAAUACAGAAUUUAACUGACUUUUAGCAUAAUUUGAAACACCACAAAUUUUUCUGCCCAUCGGUGUCACAAGUUGUAGAAUUGUAUUAUUUUAUUUGGCUCUAUUAUGAAAUCAACACUAUUUUAAAAAGAUGUUAUCACACUGUUUAUUUCCAGUCUAAAAUUUGGAAAUUUCAAUUAUUCAUCAGUAAUGGUUUGUCUGAUUUAAUUUAAUGGUUUGCCUCCAUUGGUAAUAUGAAGCAUGACGUGCAGAUAGAUUUAGAUCUGAUUUAAAGAUGUAUAAAUUUUGUUAAGUUAAAAAUGCUGAUUUGCUGAUGUAAGUAAAUUUUCAGAAGUAUUUCUAUUUGUAUAAAAUGUGCAGAUGAAUUUUUAAAAUCUUUAUUUAUUUCUGAAUACACUCUCAAUUCUAAACUGAGUUUUCCAAGAGGAUAGAUUGUAUUCCUGAUAAUUAUUUUCAGCCUGUUUUGUCAUUUCUAAUACUAAUUAAAUUA
This is a messenger RNA of Protopterus annectens (West African lungfish), 3938 nucleotides long. It is a transcript of the gene MCM8, whose product is annotated as minichromosome maintenance 8 homologous recombination repair factor. Gene Ontology annotation, biological process: double-strand break repair via homologous recombination; DNA replication. Lineage: Eukaryota; Metazoa; Chordata; Ceratodontiformes; Protopteridae. Gene Ontology annotation, cellular component: MCM complex; nucleus. Gene Ontology annotation, molecular function: single-stranded DNA binding; single-stranded DNA helicase activity; ATP binding. The transcript has 19 exons. The coding region runs from base 204 to 2762 and encodes 852 amino acids. The record is from RefSeq and is a predicted model, not a curated record.